Clarias gariepinus (North African catfish) is the source of this 3677-nucleotide messenger RNA. RefSeq lists its product as uncharacterized. Gene Ontology annotation, molecular function: protein binding. Gene Ontology annotation, biological process: positive regulation of transcription elongation by RNA polymerase II. The record is from RefSeq and is a predicted model, not a curated record. Lineage: Eukaryota; Metazoa; Chordata; Actinopteri; Siluriformes; Clariidae. The coding region runs from base 93 to 3383 and encodes 1096 amino acids. The transcript has 6 exons.
CGCGUGACGUUUGCGGUGUUCUUACCGACCAAUGUGAUCGAAAGACACCGGGAGUUCUUUGUUUACAGCAGUCGGAAGAAGGCUAAAAAGAAAUGCUGCAGUUUGAGACAUUGCUUUUGAGACAGUUGCAGAAGCAGCAAAACAGGGAUGAGCUCUGUGACACUGUCCUACACACUCAAGGUGUGUCAGUGCCAGUACACAGCUGUGUGCUGUCUGCCUUCAGUCCUAGGCUCUAUGGCACUCUCUCCUCCACGCCAGUACCCAUGGCAGGACAGAGACGGCUAAUUGAGCUCCAGGCUGUGGAUGCCUGCACUCUGCUCAGCUUGGUUAGUCUGCUCUACUCAGGUCAGCUCCAUGAGAACCGAGAGCAGGUCCUCUCGGCUGCACAAACAUUGGGCAUUGAUUUACCUCAGUGGCAAAAUGAAGAAGAGAGACAUGGAGAAAAAGCAGGGAAAAGAAGAAAGAGCAAGGAUGUUAACCAAGAGAUGGAGACAGGGGCGGAUCCCAGAAACUGGGAAAAUGGGAUGACCAAAAGAGUUAAAGAGUCCAGAAGAAGAGAGGAGAGGAUAAUAAGAGAGAGUGGUACACAAACUGAGUGUGGAAAAGAAACAAAUGAGAGAGGUGCACAAACUGAUCUGGCAUGCUCGGAGCCUCAAAGCAUUCAGACCGUCUAUCUGAUUGACCAAGCAUCAUACUCUACCAAUCAUGAGCCCGGCAGUUACGUGGAUAUUCAAGAUACAGGAUCAACAUUGCAGGCAAUCCAUCCAGAAAUUAAAUCAACCACUUGUGAAAUUUUACCCAAAGCCUCUGAGACAGUAGGCUGUCACACGGUGAGUGAAUCUACCUGUGUGCCCCAAAUCAGCCUGGAUUCUCUGGAAACCUCACAACAAAAACCUUGUUCUUCUGUCACUCUUCACCCUGGAUUUUUAGACCAAUCAGUGGUUGUUCAAGAUGCUGGAGCUGGUGCUAUAAAUAAUCUAAAGCAGUUUGAAGGAAACAUACCUGGUUUCAUCAACUACUUUCUGGAUUCUGCCUACUCCCAAACUAAUGGGAUAAGGGAACAAGGCUGUGCAAGGGAAGAGCGCAAAGAAGGGCAAGUAAUUACGAGAUCAAGAGGAAGGUCUACAGAUGGAGGAUUAGUGAAAGAAUCGGUAAGAUAUAUAAGAGGAGGAAGGAGGCAAAGGUGUAUGAAAAGGUGGGGGUUGGUGGCAAGGUUGGCAUGGCAGGGUAAGGGUGGAGGUAGAGUCGGCAGACUCCUGGAAACCAGAUCAACAGGGAAGAUUUCAAUAAAAGCGUUUCAGAGACGGCAAAACAGAGAGGCAUUGGUGGAAGCAGGAGAGGCCAGAGGAAGAGGCAGGCAGAGGCAGAGAGGCAAGACAGAAAAAGUUUCAGGAAGAAAGGAGCAGAAUGACCCCCCACGCCGGGGCAGGCCAAGAGGCCGUCCUCGUUUACGCCCAAUUCUUCCUUCUUCCCGAAGCUUUUCAACAGUGAUGCCAACCAAACAGGGUACAGUAGAUCCUACAGAACUUGACCUGCUUCACACUGUUACGCCAAUGCCAGCUGCCCCGAUGGAGCCCAUACAGCCUAUUGACACGCUUCUCGAUGACAUCAUGACGGACCUCCAUUUUCUACCCCCUGCGGAAAACCAAACCAGUCAACAUUGCUCUUCCAGUGCUCCACCCAUUUCCAGAGUUAUGUAUCCCAACAGUAAUUCCUUAAAACCCACAGAUCCAAAGCAGCAUCUCGAAGGCGAACUCAAUGAUAUCCUCGAUCAGUUUCUAAGGACCUUUGACCAACAAGUUGGCUCUGGUGUUUUAGACGAGCCAGAGGAGACAUCGCAAGACAAAUGUGAUGAGGAUAGAAGCAAAUCAGACCCCAGCACAGAUCCAGGGAGCAGCCCUCCUAAAACAUAUACACAACUACAAUCUCAGAGCUGGCACCUUCACCAUGAAAAACCACAAACAAACUUGUUAGACACAUCAAACACUCGACCACAAUUGACAUACAAAUUGAACCCUUCAAUAUCAGAGAACACCCGUGCCCAAGAUGGCCACCUGCAUGGAUCAGAAGUGGAGAAACCAUCCAAAGACCAGAACAUUGUGCAACAGUUUGAAAACCGAAGGAUAACUAGGAGCCAGAGCAUGAAGAGAAAACUGGAAACAGCCUUUAUAAGCCUACAAAACCCGGUUAAGAGGAAGUGCAAACAAAACCAAAGUAUUGACCGUAGGAAGACAAGACAAAUGGACAGCCAAGGGCGUUUUGGAGCAUGUGCUAACAAGAAAGGAGCGAAUAACUUGGACAAAAACAACAAAAAUCGUCCUAAAAGAGCUUGCGUUGGAAAAAGGCAAAAACGAGCACAUGGAAGAAGAAGAAGCCGUGGAGUGGACGGCUUUGGCAGAAGGGAAAGAAGUGUUGAAAAUAGUGAUAGAAAGGAUGCUCUGUAUAGAAGGAAUAAGAGUAAUGAGAUGAACAAGAAUGUUAGAGAAGCUUACGUAGAGGCAGAACAUAGAUCUAAUGAUUUCCAGGCUGGUCAAUCAUGUGAAAAGAACCAAAUAGGAGGAAGUUGUAUUGAGAUAGCUUCAUCAGCUAUGGAGAAGGUGAGAAUGCUUUUACAGCUCCAGGAUGAGGAAGAGAAUGAAAGUGCAAAUAACAGCGUGGAAAAACGCAGGGUGAAUAAAGCAGGAAAUGGUAGAUUGGUCAGUUCUAAAAAGAUUGGUGGAGUUACGAAGAGAAUUCCUGUUAAAAACAGUUUGCAAGAUCAUUUUGGAGCGAUUCAAGAGCCAGAAAAUGAAAGAGAAAGAAUAGUUAGCGCAGAAGUUGAGAGACCGCAAAGAACAAGCAGUAUGGAAGAAGUGAGUAAAAGACAAGAAGAUGAUACCAGAAUGGCCGAUGGACUGAGGCAAGAAGAACUGAUGACAGAAGAAUGCAGAGUGACCCACCAGCCAAAUAUGCCUUCGAAUGCAGCUAAAGAGGGAAUAACCGCAAGUAAGGCUACCCUCAUCACCACAGGAUCAGUCACAAAAGUAUUAGAUUCAUGCCUGGGUGAUGCAGUCUCAGCUCUAGAUGCUUAUUUGCUCCGGAGUGAAGUUGUGCCAACUUCUACCAAAAUCACUAAGCGCAAAACGGCUGACGUAGGAGAUGCAUCUGCCGCACGUCUCGCACAACCUUACCAAGAGCUUCUCAGCCCACACAAUUCCACAAAUUAUGUGCAUCAGUUGACUGUGGAUGAAGAUGAUGAUGUGGAUGUGCUAGAGGUGUCCAGUCUGAGUUCUGAGCCGCCUACUGUUUCGUCUCUGAUCUUGGAGGUGGUGGAUCCCAGUACUGAGGAGGAGGAAGUGGAAGAUGAUAUGGAGAUUGAUGUGCUUGGUCUAGAACUAGAUUAGCCAUGGGAAUCAUUUCUGCUAUUCUGGAUUCCCUUACACUUUACAAAUGUGCUGGGAUGAUAGAGGGAACAAGUAGAAAUAGAAAUCGAGUUCUGCAUAUUUUCUGCAUGUCAAGUCAUGUUAAACGUUGGACUUUACAUCAUGUCUGUAACCACAGAGAAAGGUUUAAAUUUAAUUUGUCGCAAGUCAGAUGUGCUAAAAAGAUUUCUUUAUUCCACCUGGUUUCCAUUUAAAACUGUGGUUACAGAACGGGAAUAGACAAAGUGCAGUACGAUUUGUAUGGCUGGUUUAAUC